GUGAGAUCAGAUGAUCAGAGUCCGUCAACAUUUCUGCUGAUGAAUCAAAACUUUGGAAUCAAACACAACCUGUUCUCCAAGCUCCGCCCCCUUCACCUGGCUCACCCAAGAACAACCAGGAAACAGUCAGUCACCAUCAGUGAGUGAAGAGACGCAGACUGAAGACCAGACUCUGUCCUCUGACUGAGUCCAGCUGCAGAAGACAAAUGUCCACACACUGAAGCUUCUCUCACAGACAAGAUGGCCUCCAGAUCAGAGGAGGAUCUCUGCUGUCCCGUCUGUCAUGAGGUCUUCAGAGAUCCUGUCCUUCUGUCCUGUAGCCACAGCUUCUGUAAAGACUGUGUGAAGACAUGGUGGAGAGACAGACCAACACCAGACUGUCCUGUUUGUAAGAGAAGGUCUUCAAAGACUGAACCACCCUGUAACCUGGUUUUAAAGAAUAUGUGUGAGACCUUCUUACAGGAGCGAGGUCAGAGGUCUUCAGAGGUUCUCUGCAGUCAGCACUCUAAGAAACUCAGACUCUUCUGUCUGGACCAUCAGCAGCCAGUGUGUCUCGUCUGCAGAGACUCAAAAAACCACAUCGGCCACAAGUUCAGACCCAUCGAUGAAGCUGCACAAGAACACAAGGAGCAACUUCAGGAAACUCUGGAGACCUUCAAGAAGAACUUAAAGAGUCUGGAAGAAGUUCAGGUGGAGUUUGAUAAAACAGCAGAACACAUUAAAGUCCAGGCCCGACGCACAGAGACACGGAUGAAGGAGCAGUUUAAGAAGCUUCAUCAGUUUCUAGAAGAGGAAGAGGAGACCAGGAUGGCUGCACUGAGGGAGGAAGAGCAGCAGAAGAGUCUCAUGAUGAAGGAGAAGAUGGAGGCUCUUCACAGAGAGAUAGAAGCUCUAUCAGAUACAGUCAGAGCCACAGAGGACGAGCUGAGAGCUGAAGACCUCGUCUUCCUGCUCAACUACAGAGAGCUGCAGCGCCCCCUGCUGGAGCCUCCACAGCUGCACUCAGGAGCUCUGAUAGACGAGGCCAAACACCUGGGCAACCUGGCCUUCAACAUCUGGAACAAGAUGAAGGACGUGGUCUCCUACAGUCCUGUGGUUCUGGACCCAAACACCGCUCAUCCAGAACUCAUCGUGUCUGAAGAUCUGACCAGUGUGAGACGAGGAGACGAACAGAAGGUUCCUGAUAAUCCAGAGAGGUUAGAUUAUUACAACAGUGUCCUGGGCUCUGAGGGUUUGAACUCAGGAACUCACAGCUGGGACGUCCAGGUCAGAGAUAAUAAAGAGUGGAUAGUGGGAGUUUUAGAGUCUGACCAGAGGAAAGGAGAAGAUGUACUGUCUGGAUUAUGGGGGAUAGAGUUAUAUAAAGAUAAAUACUAUGAAUGGUCAUCAGGUGAAGUCUCUGUUCUCCAGCUGAAGAAGAAGAUCCAGAAGAUCAGAGUGAGUCUGGACUGGGACAGAAGACAAGUGUCCUUCUCUGAUCCUGAUACUAACACACUCAUACACACACACACACACACUUUCACACACACCAUGUUUCCAUACAUUAUCAAUGAUGAUGAUGAUGAUGAAGUGAAGAUGUUACCAGUGAAGGUUUGAAGGUUAAAGGGACAGUUCACACAAGUGAAGCUGUUCAACUUCACGUCUCUUUCACUCUCUUCACUCGUUCUUCUCUCCUUUCAGAGUUUGUAUAUAAAAUAUUAUAUUAGUGAAAUAUUAAGGUCUAAUUAUAGUUCAUCAAUACUUAUUCUGUACUCCUGUACACUUAGUUAAGGGAUGCAUGUUUCCCACUUAAUAAUACGGUCAUUAAUAAAGGCGUCUUCAGAUUUGGUUUAGAAUAACAUUUUUUUUAAGAAAAAUCACAUUUAUCAACAUUAAGCAUUUGAUCAGAUAAUCAGUGGUUUUCUACAUAAGUGACAAGAUUCUGUGUGUAAACGUGUGAACAUGUAAUACAGAGACUGUGAUCA
Molecule: messenger RNA, 1964 nt
Organism: Solea solea (common sole)
Lineage: Eukaryota; Metazoa; Chordata; Actinopteri; Pleuronectiformes; Soleidae
Product: E3 ubiquitin-protein ligase TRIM35-like
Exons: 2
Coding region: 241-1596 (451 amino acids)
Molecular function (GO): zinc ion binding; protein binding
Source: RefSeq, a predicted model, not a curated record